Molecule: messenger RNA, 294 nt
Organism: Populus euphratica (Euphrates poplar)
Lineage: Eukaryota; Viridiplantae; Streptophyta; Magnoliopsida; Malpighiales; Salicaceae
Product: guard cell S-type anion channel SLAC1-like
Exons: 2
Source: RefSeq, a predicted model, not a curated record
AAUAGAGAAACCAAGGCUAAAGAUGAGAGGAGGGCUGGACGUAGUUUUGGUGGAUUUGAUUCGGCUAGUAGGGUUAAUAGGGAAGCAAGGAAAGGGGAUUUUAGUAUCUUCAAGCAUAUUUUUAUGCAAGGGUUACUAUUCAUUCUGAAAAAUAAAAGACCUCUCUAUUGUCUCUGUUUUGUUUUGCAGGAUUAUGAGGACAUUCUCCUUCCCAGAGAUAAGAAAUGCCCUUUUCUCCUCCGAUUACCAAUCGGUAGCUUUGGUAUUCAUUAUAGAGGGUGGUUGAAAUUGUAG